AUGCGAUCAGCUCCGGCAUUUAUCCUGGGGAUUGCGCUUGCCUCUCAGGCGAUCCCUACAGCAGCAUGGGAGGAUUUCUCCGACGCAAAUCUUUUCUAUCGAUCCGUCUCCCUUUUCGAUGACCGACCUGCCGAUUGCCCUCCCUGUUUCAACUGCCAAUUAGACUCUUACAACUGCACCCAUUCCGCUCCCUGCAACAAAUUCAAUGGCAAAUGCUCCUGUCCCGCUGGAUUCGGAGGAGAUGACUGCUCUGUGCCUACCUGUGGCUCACUCGCCGAUGGUGAGAAUCGUCCGCCACGAACCGGCGCGACCUGUGACUGCAAGGAUGGCUGGGGCGGUGUCAACUGCAACGUCUGUCAAAAGGAUAGCGCUUGUAACGCGAUGAUGCCCGAAGGUCAAGAUGGCGUGUGCUAUAAGUCAGGCUCUACUGUCAAGCAGAACUUUCAGAUGUGCGAUGUCACCAAUCGGAAGAUUCUUGACCAACUGGGGAAGCAGAAGCCGCAGGUGACCUUCUCUUGUGAAGCCGAGGACCAUACCUGCAAUUUUCAAUUCUGGGUGGACCAAAAGGAGUCUUUCUACUGUGGUCUAGAUACCUGUGAAUGGGGCAUGGAGACCGGAUUUGAGACCAACACCACCAGCUACAAAUGUGAGAAUGUCCAGUGCAAGUGUGUCCCGGGCCGGUUCCUCUGCGGCCAGGACGGAUCCAUCGACCUCGGUGACUUUCUCGACCAAGUUAUCAAAGGCCCAGCCACUUUUCAGACCAUUUCCGACACAAAAGGGAGCAAAAGUGUCUUCUCCGAGCCGCAAAUGAACGGCCUCAUCAGUGCAGUCUUCGGCGACCCUACUAUUUCCUUAACUUGUGACUCUGGAGAGUGUCUGUACAAAACUGAUCUCCCAGGCUAUCAGCGUCCCAUCAAGAAGAUCAACACCCCCCUUAUUGCCAGUGUUAUUGCUGGAUGUGCACUUUUCGUUGUCGCUGUUAUCUUGGUUGUGUGGUACUUGUCUCGCCGGGCCGCAAACCGUGGUUAUAUGCGCCUGUCCCUGUCGGAUGACUCAGACGAUGACAGUGCGAGGUUACUUGCCGAACACCGUCCUGCAUCUUUGUACUGGGAUAAUGUGUCGUAUUACUUGAAUGGCAAGGAGAUUCUCUCUGGUAUUCAAGGUGCAUCGACCCCAGGACAAAUUACCGCAAUCAUGGGUGCCUCUGGUGCUGGAAAAACGACCUUCCUCGAUAUAUUGGCUCGCAAGAACAAGCGUGGGGCAGUUCAUGGUAAUUUCUUUGUGAACGGAGAAAAAAUCAGUGACAAUGAUUACAAGAGCAUGAUUGGAUUCGUCGACCAGGAGGACACUAUGCUGCCAACCUUGACCGUUCAUGAGACCAUCCAGACCAGUGCUCUUUUGAGACUACCCCGGGACAUGAGUCUGGCGGCUAAGGAGCAGAGAGUUUUGGAAGUCGAGAAGCAGUUGGGGAUCUACCAUAUCAAAGACCAGUUAAUUGGAUCGGAAGAAGGUAGCGGUCGCGGCAUCUCUGGCGGUGAAAAACGCCGAGUUGGUAUAGCUUGCGAACUCGUCACUAGCCCAAGCAUUCUGUUUUUGGACGAGCCCACCAGUGGAUUGGAUGCUUACAACGCCUUUAACGUGGUUGAGUGCUUGGUCACUCUGGCCAAGACAUAUAAUCGCACUGUCAUUUUCACCAUCCAUCAACCCCGUUCAAACAUUGUCGCCCUAUUCGACCGGCUUGUCUUGCUUGCAAGUGGCCGAACCGUUUACUCUGGGCCAUUCUCCACAUGUCAGCAGUAUUUCGACCAAAUUGGGUAUACAUGCCCACCAGGUUUCAACAUUGCGGACUAUCUCGUCGACUUGACUAUGCAUGCCGGUUCUUCACGCUCUUACACUGACGAAGUCGGUUCCGUGGACGGACGGCCACCCAAGACUGCCUCGAGUAGUCUGAGGGCUAUCAAGUCCGUUGCUAGCGUAUCCAAUGUCAGCAUCGAGGAGAAUUCUAGUAGCACCACCGAGGCAGGUCGACGACCCAAACACAAUCGUCGAGUUUCUCUCAAGCAACAGCAAGAUCGUCAGCUUUACUCCCGCCGCAAGGACCAUAAAGAUCUCGAGCCCCCGGCUACACCCAAGACCGAUGAAGAAGAUGCCACGCUCGAUGUGGCCGAGAAUACGCAACAAUGGCUGCGUCUUUCUCGCCAACCAGGAAACGUUCCCCCACAGAUCCUCGAUGAUCCGGAUCAGCUACCACCUCCAGCCCCUGGUCAGAGCGACCUUGAUAUUCUCGUUGCAAGCUACGCUGAUUCUGACGUUUUCCACUCGGUCCACGAUGAGAUUGUAACAGCUGUUCAAAGUGCUGAGGCUGCUAAUGGGUCCCAGAAUUCUCAUCUGCAGGGUUCUGCACCGCCCAAGAUUGCUCGUAUCAGUUUGGGGCGACAGUUCCUGAUUUUGUCACAGCGCACGUGGCGCAAUCUUUACCGCAACCCGAUGCUGAUGCUGACCCACUAUGCAAUCUCCAUACUUCUCGCUGUGCUUUCGGGGUUCCUUUUCUAUGGGUUGACCGACGAUAUAAAGGGUUUCCAGAACCGCCUUGGUCUCUUCUUUUUCAUUCUCGCUUUGUUCGGAUUCAGCACCUUGACAAGUCUCACGGUGUUUUCAACUGAACGGCUUUUGUUUGUUCGAGAACGAGCAAAUGGCUACUACCAUCCGGUCACCUACUUCGCAUCCAAGGUCGUUUUCGACAUUGUGCCCCUGCGGCUCCUCCCACCUAUCAUCAUGGGCAUUAUUGUCUACCCCAUGACCGGGCUGAUCCCCGCAUGGCCUGAAUUCCUUCGGUUCAUGCUGGUGUUGGUUCUGUUCAACCUUGCGGCUGCCAACAUCUGCUUGUUUAUCGGUAUUGUGUUCCGUGAUGGUGGCGUUGCCAACUUGAUUGGUAGCCUGGUAAUGCUGUUCAGCUUACUGUUCGCCGGUCUUUUGUUGAAUCAUGAUGCCAUUCCCUCGUCCGCUCUGUGGUUGCAAAGUCUCUCUAUCUUCCACUAUGGCUUUGAAGCACUCAUUGUGAACGAAGUCACCUUCCUGACACUGAUCGACCACAAGUACGGCUUAGACAUCGAAGUGCCCGGUGCCUCGAUCCUGAGCGCAUUUGGCUUCAACACACUCGCCUACUGGAAUGAUGUCAUUGGACUUGCCGUCAUUUCAGGGGCUUUUAUCAUAAUUGCAUACGCAGCGAUGCAUUUCCUGCUUGUCGAGAAACGGUAG
This is a messenger RNA of Penicillium longicatenatum, 3258 nucleotides long. Its product is annotated as putative ATP-dependent permease ADP1. Gene Ontology annotation, molecular function: ATP binding; ABC-type transporter activity; ATP hydrolysis activity. The coding region runs from base 1 to 3258 and encodes 1085 amino acids. The record is from RefSeq and is a predicted model, not a curated record. Gene Ontology annotation, cellular component: membrane. Lineage: Eukaryota; Fungi; Ascomycota; Eurotiomycetes; Eurotiales; Aspergillaceae. The transcript is spliced from 3 exons.